AUGGCUGCCGAGACGGAGCAACCUCAACCGUUAGUUGUGGAGCUUGCGCUUGAAGGUAAGAUAUGCUUGAAAAGUAGCGGCAACACGGUACAGAGCGCGCUCUGCAGUGUAGACGGUGUGGCCCGUACCGUCGUGAACUUUGAAGAGCAAAGCGCACGCAUUGAGUGUGUCCCAGGCUCAAGCAUAACAUCCAACGAGCUCGUAAAUGCCUUAAAGAACGUCGGGGUUAGUGCUACAGUAAAGACGUUCUCGAACAUUGGGCUCGAAAGCGAGUUGCAAGACCUACUGACAAUCGAAUUGGUAGUCGAGGGAAUGAUGUGCCAGAAAAAUUGCGGUACAACCGUUGAGAACGCGCUGCGAAGCAUCGAUGGUGUAUCGAAUGCCGUUGUUAGCUUUGAGAAGUGCAAGGCCACCGUGAUGCUUGAACAAGUUGGCAGCGCAACGUUUGAAGAGCUAGUAGAUGUUCUCAUGAGUGUCGGUUUUUCGGCCAGUAAAUAUGAUCCCGCAAAGGCCGCGGCCAUCAAGUCACAGGCGCAAAAUCAAAACUAUAAAGCGAUCGAAAAUGUGGCUAUUGAUGUAGUUGAUACGAUAGGUCACCCGCGCGCCGUGUAUCAUGUGGAAGGCAUGAGUUGUGCUGCGUGUGUGAAGGCUAUCGAAGACUAUGUGUGUAAGGCCGAAGGUGUACUACAUUGUCGUGUGGGACUAAUCAGUCAGAAAGCUGAGAUUUUAUUCAACCGUGACUUGAUUCAGAAUGAGCAAUCAGCGCUACAAAAGCUCAUUCAAGAUGCUGGUUACAAGGCUACAUUCUCACACGUGGUAGAACCUAAUGAUGACGACUCACUGGAGCUUAAGUUUACAGUCACGGGCAUGAGUAGUGUUGCUUGUGUGAACAAAAUUGAGGCGUCCGUGGCCAAGUUGCCUGGUGUGACGAAGGUGCUGGUCAAUUUGCAGGCAAAUAAAAUUCACGUGCACUUAAAACCUUUGUCGAAAACCGGAAGGCGGGACAUACUGGAAUGUAUCCAUGGCUUAGGUUAUUCUGCUGAAAUGGUGAUCGAGACGACAGAACAAAAUGCGUUGAGCAAUUCAGAAGCCAAGAAAUGGCGCAAUUUGCUAACUAGGGCCAUGAUUUUUUCCCUACCCGCAAUGCUCAUUCACAUGGUACUUAUGUAUAUUCCCUCGGUGGAGAUUGUUCUGAGGACCCCCGUUUUCAACGCUGUAACAGUAAAGCUUUUGCUACUCUUUUUACUUGCAACACCUGUGCAAUUUGGCGUUGGUUGGCGAUUUUACGUGGCUGCAUGGAAAGGACUUAAGCAUGGCGCGAUGGGGAUGGAUUUUCUUGUCGUGGCUGGUACGAGUAUGUCGUAUGCGUACAGUUUUGUUUCGUUGAUUGGCUCAGCGUUACACGAAAAUUAUUAUGGACACCACUUUUUUGAGUCGUCAGCAAUGCUUAUAACUUUUGUGACACUCGGCAAGUACAUGGAAUCGAUGGCAAAAGGGAAGACAGCGGACGCAUUGUCGGAGCUGGUGAGACUGCAGCCGAAAACCGCUCUACUAAUCAUUGGCAAUGGCGCAAGAGAUCGUGAAAUUCCAAUCGAACUAGUGCAACGUGGUGAUCUACUACGUAUUCGACCAGGUGCUAAUAUCCCGACCGAUGGUGUGGUCAAGUCUGGCUUUAGUUCAACGGACGAAUCGAUGCUAACGGGCGAGAGUAUGCCAGUGACUAAGAAAGAGGGCGACUAUGUUUUCGGCUCAACAGUAAACCAGCAGGGUACGUUAGUAAUCGAAUCUCGCUGCAUGGGUGGUGAGAGUUCAGCGUUGUCGCAGAUUUGUGCUCUGAUUGAAGAUGCUCAGCUGCACAAAGCGCCCAUUCAAGCGUACGCAGAUUGGUUGGCAUCGAUUUUCGCUCCUUGCGUUCUUGUUCUGUCGUUUUUGACGUUUGCCACGUGGAUGUUACUUUUCUCAACGAAUCUCGUACCUACAGAAUGGAGAGUUGACUUGGUGGGUCCAAUGAGCAAGGGCCACGCAGAUGACUUCUUUUUGUCGGCUCUGUUCGCAAUCUCGGUCGUUGUGAUUGCGUGCCCGUGCGCUCUAGGUCUGGCUACGCCUACCGCUGUCAUGGUCGGCUGUGGGGUCGGUGCAAAACAUGGUGUCUUGAUCAAAGGUGGUCGUGCUCUUGAAACAGCUCGUUACAUUGACACUGUGAUAUUUGACAAAACGGGAACUUUGACUGUGGGGCAUCCAUCUGUCUGUGAUGUGGUAGUGGCCGAUCGAAUGUAUACCCCUCGUGAGCUUUUAUAUUACGGCGCUUCAUUGGAGUGUGUGAGUGAGCACGUUCUUGGUAAGGCUAUCGUUCUGACAGCAACGGAGCAUGAGAUGCUCGAACUUCACGACCCUACAGAAGUGCGUAUUGUUCCUGGUCGUGGUGUCGAAGGUGUGGUGGCUGCUAGUCCUGUAACGUCCCGAACGAACUCCGUAAAGGUGCUGGUGGGCAACAUAGAGUACUGUGAGGAGAAAGGAAUUGAAAUCAGCGAGAAGAUGCGUGCCCACAUGCACAAUUUGGAGCUCGAUGGUAAGACCGUCGUUGUGGUGUGUGUGGAUGACAAGUUGGUUGGUGUGAUCGCCUUGGCUGAUGCCCCUCGACCAGAAGCUGCAGCUGUUGUGAGACACUUGAAGUCGAUGAGAUUGGAUGUUUGGCUGAUCACCGGCGAUAAUCUUCGUACAGCCAGUGCAAUUGCACGCCAAAUGGGUAUCGACCACGUUAAGGCGGUAGCUCUGCCUAAUGAGAAGGCAUCUCAGAUUAAGGCACUGCAGUCGCAAAUAAACCCAAUGACGAUGAGAUCACGCGUGGUUUGCAUGGUUGGAGACGGUAUUAACGACGCACCAGCUCUGGCGCAGUCGGAUGUUGGUAUAGCUAUCGGGGCUGGUACACAAAUCGCUAAGGCGGAGGCUGACAUGGUCUUGGUAAAGAGUGCGCUGACAGAUGUGGUAGUGGCUUUGGACCUAUCUCGCGUAGUUUUUCAACGCAUCAAAAUCAACUUUUUCUUUUCGAUUAUUUACAACGUUGUGGGUAUUCCACUUGCCGCUGGCAUGUUCUUUCCGCUUAUUCACCGAAUGAUGCCGCCCGCGUGCGCUGGUCUUGCGAUGGCUUUCUCGUCGGUCUCUGUUGUGAUUUCGUCGUUGUUGCUUAAAAGCUACCAGCCUCCAGUUGUCGGUAGUCCCAACAGAAAGCAUCGCUCCAACGAAGAUGCAAAGGUGAUUGAGCUUAAGGCAAUGGUCAGGCAGAAGCUUGGUUCUUUACACAAGACAUACGAACCUUUGGCGAAUUCAGAUGAGUGGGAUGAGUACAAGUAA
This is a messenger RNA of Plasmopara halstedii, 3351 nucleotides long. Its product is annotated as coppertransporting atpase. Gene Ontology annotation, molecular function: ATP hydrolysis activity; P-type divalent copper transporter activity; ATP binding. The record is from RefSeq and is a predicted model, not a curated record. Gene Ontology annotation, cellular component: membrane. Bases 1 to 3351 code for a protein of 1116 amino acids. Gene Ontology annotation, biological process: monoatomic cation transport; copper ion homeostasis. NCBI's taxonomy places the organism in Eukaryota, Oomycota, Peronosporomycetes, Peronosporales, Peronosporaceae. The transcript is spliced from 2 exons.